AUGCUUAUUACUAUUCCCAAUUUAAUUAUCCCCCUCUUAUUAUUUUUAUUUUUUAAAUUAAUUAAUUGUACAAAUACACCCAACUUUAAUAACCCUUUUCUACAACGCCCCAACAUUAUGGUUUUUAUGGUGGAUGAUCUGGGGUUUGGGGAUUUACAAACCUUUGGAAAUUUGGAACAAGAAUUUAACCCUGUUGAUCAAAUGAUACGUGAGGGGAUUAGAUUUACUAAUGCUUAUUCGGCUGAUUCGAUGUGCUCUCCUGCACGUGCUGGAUUUAUAACUGGUACUUUAUAUUUUAUAGGUCGGAGGGACUGGAUAGGGAUGGAGAGACUGGAUUUUGAAAAUUAUGGAAAUUUUUAUUAUAUACGUGUUAUACUGUGGAAAAAUUCAUUGGAUGGGUGA
Messenger RNA from Meloidogyne enterolobii, 402 nucleotides. NCBI's taxonomy places the organism in Eukaryota, Metazoa, Nematoda, Chromadorea, Rhabditida, Meloidogynidae. The record is from the annotation of a GenBank genome assembly.